Messenger RNA from Botrytis cinerea B05.10, 2073 nucleotides. It is a transcript of the gene Bclcc4, whose product is annotated as Bclcc4. The record is from RefSeq and is a predicted model, not a curated record. The transcript has 6 exons. Gene Ontology annotation, molecular function: oxidoreductase activity; copper ion binding. NCBI's taxonomy places the organism in Eukaryota, Fungi, Ascomycota, Leotiomycetes, Helotiales, Sclerotiniaceae. The coding region runs from base 108 to 1871 and encodes 587 amino acids.
GACGAUGCUUUGGAAUCCUAGCACAGUCUCGUGGUCACGGGCACAGUUCUGCGUGGCACUGCUGGUCAAUUUCCCCGUAGUAUCAUCCUUUUCACAGUAUCAGAGUAAUGGUGAGCAGAAAUGUCCUCAUAAAACAGCCCCGCGCCUUGCAAUCCUAUCUGACCACAAAACCAGGGCUAUCAACAAUUGGCUUGCUGAAUUCGACUACUCUUCCACCGUUUCUGAAAGACAAUCCUCUCCCAUGUGGCGUUCCCUGGGGAAACACAGAGCCUGGAGGAGCCCCUCCUCACACAGGUGUUGUGAGACGCUACAAAUGGACAGUAUCUCGGUCCAUCAAAGCACCCGAUGGUGUUGAAAAGAACUCCAUUCUCAUCAAUGAUCAAUUCCCAGGACCUCUAGUUGAGGCCAAUUGGGGUGAUAUGAUUGAAGUAGAAGUCACCAAUGCUGUUGAAAGCGCUGCAGAAGGCAUCACAAUUCACUGGCAUGGUCAACCCCAAAAGGAAAAUCCGUGGUAUGAUGGUGUACCGGCAGUAACUCAAUGUCCAAUCGCUCCCAACACAACUUUUACUUACCGCUUCAGAGCUGAAAGUUUCGGAAGUGGAUGGUAUCAUUCUCAUGUAAGUGGGCAAUACGCUGACGGACUCUUUGGCCCUAUGGUAGUUUAUGGCCCAUCUCAAUUACCAUACGACAUAGAUCUUGGCCCUAUAGUCCUAAGCGACCAUAUCUACACCUCCUACUUUCAGGUACUUGAGCAAGGGCUCGGCGUGCCCCUCGUCUUCCCAACCGUGGGCAACAAUCUCAUCAACGGAAAAGGAACCACGAAUUGCAGCUCAAUUGCAAAUGGGACAAACUGCACUCCGGGAGCGCCUCUCGCAAAAUUCGCCUUUCAAACAGGAAAAACCCACCGUUUACGACUGAUGAAUACCGGAAGCUCAGGCACUCAGAAGUUUUCUAUCGAUGGCCAUUCGAUGACUGUAAUCGCGCAAGACUAUGUUCCGAUCAAACCAUACACAACAAAUGUCGUCACACUAGGACUAGGACAACGUACCGAUGUGCUAAUUAAAGCUACCGGUAGCGCUAGCGGGUCAUAUUGGAUGAGAUCCGAUCUGGACGUUGCGUGUAUGCAAUUGGAGACUAUAAAUUCGCAUGCACUUGCUUCGGUCUACUAUCCACAAGCGCAAACAUCAUCUGAGCCGAAUACUACUGCAUACUCAUGGGACAGUAACAACUGUCUUAACGAUCCAUUAAACACAACCGUUCCAUAUUAUGCCUUAUCCCCACCCAGAACUCCUUCGCUCACCCAAAACCUUCAAAUCAAUGCCGGCCCUAACGCAUCUGGCGUUCUUCUAUUUUACAUGAACAAUUCCACUUUCAGGGGAGACUACAAUGCACCAAUCCUGCUCCUCGAAUCUUCCGGCAACACAUCCUAUCCCGAAGACCCCAGUUGGAACGUCUACAAUUUCGGGAACCACACGUCCAUCCGCAUUAUUAUCCAGAAUAUCUUUCCCAUCUACCACCCCAUGCACUUGCACGGCCAUGAUUUCUGGAUUCUCGCCAUCGGCACAGGAGAAUGGGAUGGUCGAGUUGUCAAUCCCGAUAAUCCUCAACGAAGAGAUACUAUUCUCAUGCCUCCUGGCAGUCCAGAUGUUCCCUCCUAUCUCGUUAUCGAGUACAUGGCUGAUAACCCCGGGGUGUGGCCUUUGCAUUGCCAUAUUGGCAUACAUCUCAGCGCGGGGAUGCUCAUUAAUACUUUGGAACGACCUGAUUUGGUAAAGAAAAGACGGGUUCCAUAUGUGAUGGCCCAAACAUGCCGAGACUGGGCCAAUUUUAGCGGGACCAAUCUCGUUGAUCAAAUCGAUUCGGGAUUGUGAUUGAUUCAUUGGGAUGAGGGGUAGAACUAGAUUAAAAUAGAUAUAAUGAUACCUGAAAAGAAUGAAAUUUGCCCCAGACUUUCCUCAUCAUACAGGACUGCGAAGUGACCGUGAUGGCAAUGCAUAAAAUUCCCCAAAUCAAAUACCCAACAUCCUUCAUCCUUUACUCGAUCAAGACUUCUCUUCAAAAUAUCUACAUUCA